UGACGCGCUGGCGAUGAAGCUGUGGGAAACACAGGCUGUCAGCAUCGCCAAGGACGCCGACGCAGGGGGCCAGAUCAAAGUUCCACGCAGUCGAAAGCGGAAGCAGCGGAAGCAGCGGAAAGGCGCUGUCAAGGGCAAGGCAAAGAGCAAAGCGCGUGCCAAAGCGAAAGCAAAGUCAAAGGGGAAGGCUAAGGCCCGCCCCCAGCGACCCCGCACAGCGCGCCCCGUGGUGCGCCGCUUUGCGCAGCGCACCGCAAAGAAGGCAGCGCAGCGGGCGGGCAAGCAGAACGGGAAAAGGAAGGCGCAGAGAGUGCAGGACUGGGAUGGCAGCUCUGAGAAUGCCUCUCCCAAUCCGUCCGACGUUGAGAAGCUGCUGGGUGGUCCCUCUCAGAUCUCUCGAAACUUGGCUCCGUGGAUUGCGAAGCAGCUGCAGCUGGAGGUCGGCUGUGUGGCGGGCGCGGUGCAGUUGUUCCAGGAAGGAAGCACGUUGCCUUUUAUCGCCAGGUAUCGCAAGGAGAAGACGGGCUCCAUGUCUGAAGAUGACCUGCGACGCGUGGAGCGGGAGAUCUGUCGAGUGAAAGACUUGGAGAAGAGGCGUGGACGGGUGGCAGUGGCGCUGAACCGCGGCAGAAAUCUCACCCCAAAGGUGCUGGAAAGUUUGCUGCAGGCUGAAACCAUGGAGGAAGUGGAAGAGCUUUGGGCGCCCUUCAAAGCCAAGCGCCAAACCCGAGCACAGAUGGCUAAAGAAAAGGGCUUGGAACCCUUAGCAGCGUUUCUGGAAGAAUGCGCCAAGGGCGAAGUCACCGGUGUCGCACCCGUCCCCGUUGUUUCCGUCCCCGUGAUCGACCUUUGCAACGACGGCGCGGAGCUGCCGCCUGCGGAAGCACCAGCGCCGCCAGCGCCGCCAGCGCCGCCAGCGCCAGCGGCGCAACUAGCAGCAGCGGCGGAGCUGCCUCCCAUGGAGGCGGCAGCGCAGUUCAUCGGCAAAGACGUUCCAGAUGUGGCCACCGCGCUGGCAGCGGCGCGAGACAUUCUGGCAGAGCAGUUGGCUCAUCGACCCGAUCUGCGUCAAGUGGCACGCGACAUGCUCCAAAAGCGGGUGACCCUCACAUCUCGACGUCGUUCCGGUGGAGACGCUCAAGAGGAACAGCGCUUCAAAACCUACUGGGAAUUUGAUGCUCCCGUGCACCAGGUUAAGCCGUAUCAGUUUCUGGCGAUGCAACGAGGUGAAGCCGCCAAGUGCUUAAGCCUUGGCUUCCUGGUGUCCUCGGAUGACACCCAGCAUCUCAUCGACCAGCUGAUCGCUGUCUUCCUGGGGAAGCCGCCCCCGCGACCGAAUUCAUCGCUGGUGGAUGCGCCGACCCCUUUGAGGGCUGGUCUCCCUCCAAGAGCGCGCCGUGCGAAUGGUGCCUACCAGAUGGAAAUCCGCACUGCCAUGGAAGACGGUUUCAAGCGGUUGAUGCUCCCAAGUUUGCAGCGGGAAUGGAGGAGAAAGUUGAAGGAACGAGCUGAAGACGAAGCCUUUGACACCUUUGGGCGAAAUCUCAAGAAGAAAUUGCUGAGCCCACCGUUGCGGCUACACCCCGAAUGGGGCUCCGAUGCCCAUAGGCCCACCACGGCCAUCAUCGGAGUGGAUCCUGCCUUUCGCACGGGCUGCAAGUGUGCUUUGAUCUCCUUGACAGGUCAGGUGCUGUCCACCAAGACCAUCUUUCCUCAUCCUCCGCAGGGACAACACGUCGCGCACGUCGCGGCCGAACGGGCCUUGACGGAGAUGUUGGAAGAGGCGAUGUUGGAAGGUGGUGCCAACAUGGGAGAGGAGCCCCCCACCAAACGCCGCCGGACGGCCACGGGGGCCGCUUACGACUGCCGGGUGGUGUGCAGCAUCGGUAAUGGUACCGCUAGUCGCGAGACUGAAGCGUGGUUGAGAAAGCAGUUCGCAGACCAGAAUGGCUUGGGAUAUGCCAUUGUGGAUGAAGCAGGGGCAUCUGUCUAUAGCGCUUCGCCUCUGGCAGCUGCGGAAUUGCCGGACUUGGACGUCUGCCUCCGUGGUGCCGUCUCCAUCGCCCGUCGCCUAUUGGAUCCCCUGGCGGAACUGGUGAAGAUCGAUCCUCGGAGCAUCGGCGUGGGACUCUACCAGCACGACGUGGAUCAGAAACGCCUGGCCGAGGAGUUGCGUGGCGCCGCAAUGUCCUGCGUGAACUCCGUGGGCGUCGAUCUGAAUACAGCCUCCCCGGCGCUGCUGGAGCAUGUGGCCGGGCUCAAUGGCCGGUUGGCAAGGAGCAUCUUGAAACAUCGGGAAGAGAAGGGCGGCUUCAAAGAUCGCCAGGAACUGCUGAAGAUCAAAGGUUUUGGCCCCAAAAGUUUUCAGCAGGCUGCCGGUUUUCUGCGCAUUUUUGGGGGUUCCGAACCGCUGGAUGCCCUUCCCAUCCAUCCUGAGAGCUAUGCAGUGGCCAAAUCCCUGCAAGACUCGCCCGGUGACGCAUCGGAAGCAUCGGUGGAAGCGCUGGCUGUGCAGUUUGGCGUGGGAGUGGAGACAAUGCGCGACAUUCGCGGCGCGCUGGUGGAGGGUGCCACCUCCGAUCCCAGGCGUCAAGAAGCUCCGAUGAGAAUCAAAGAGCCUGGUAAGAAGACAACCCAGGUCGGUUCCACCGCCAUUGAUGCACAAGAAGAGGGUAUCACCGCAUCACAGCUCACGCCACAGAUGCGACUGCUGGGUGUGGUGAAGAAUGUGGUGGCCUUCGGCGCCUUCGUGGAUGUCGGGGUGGGCCACGAUGGCCUCUUGCACAUCUCGAAUUAUCCACCGGAGCUGCGCGAGCGCUCGGGCCCCUCCGUGAAUGACCAAGUGGAAGUCACCGUCCUGUGCUGUGGCCGAUUUUUUGGGGGAAUUCCUGGGGCGACUAAGUGAACAUUUGUUUCUGGCUGUGGUCUGCGGAGCGCCGUCAAGAACGAGGCAAGGACAAGUGGCGAAUCGGCCUGACCAUGAGGUGAUUGGAGGCUGCAGAUUUCAUCAGAUUUCAUCAGCCGCACCACGGCUGGCACAGCUGGUGCUUUC
Cladocopium goreaui is the source of this 3052-nucleotide messenger RNA. The record is from the annotation of a GenBank genome assembly. NCBI's taxonomy places the organism in Eukaryota, Dinophyceae, Suessiales, Symbiodiniaceae.